UGUGCCACGAGGAAAGACGAGGCGGUCGAUAGGCAUCCUCAGAAAUUCCACCGGUACGACACGACCGACGAGGUUGGCAUUGACGAAGUGUGCAGUGGCGGGUCGGACGAGGCUGUCUUUGUUGGUUCCGUAGCCGGAAACUGAAAGUGUCGGAAGUUGGGUUAAUGGCGUCCGAAAUUGAAUCCACCGUUGAAGAUAACGAAGAUUCGUCGACACCUGGUGUGAUGCAGCUGUUUCGAAAAAAGGACAGCGAACUGGGCGCGGGUGUACGACGCAGUGGCUCCCUAAGGAUACCAAAGUCAUCGAACGUGGAUCGUAAUCGACUGCACGUGUCCUCGUACGAUGGAAAAUUAUCGAGCAUCGUGUCGUGGAAUCAGGACCGAUCCGACGGGACGCCAGUCCGGCCCGCCAGGCACUCCGCACCUGCGAUUGACGCACCUGCGCCGGAAUACCUUGCCAGGCACCUCCUGCAGCUUGGCUGCCCGGCCGUGUCCAUGCCCACACCUCGUGGCGGAGUAGGGCCUGAGCCACCGCACAGUAGCGACAGCGAUGAAUACUCGUCGACUCAAGGCCAUCAUCAGCAAGCGAGUCAUGGUCAUGUUCAAGGCCAAGUGGAUGUCUACAACGUGCCCAAAGUCCACGUGUCGGGACCACCUAGCAAUGAUGAAUCCUCUUCCGUCAUCAAUGGGUCUGCGGGGUCCAUAGGAGCACGAUCGGCACCCAGCACGCCCCUUCAAGUAGCCCCUGGCGGGCAGCAGGCUGGUGGCCAGCAGUCGAUCAGCGGGUCUCAGCUUACCGUGGCCACUGGGAACAUUUCUCAGCCUCCAAGGAGUCCGAGCCACGCGACUUUGAGAUGCAACGACAGUCAUCUUUCUAAACCGCUCAGUAGAAGCACACCAUCCAUGGCAGCCGGUGGUGUCGUACAAGUCGCACCGGGAAAGGUUAGCAGAUCCUCGUCCACAUCCUCGCCGACGACUACCAGCAGCGCCAGACAAAAGAAAUUUCACAGGCAUUUCUCUCAGGUUUCUGCAGACGAGCGUGUAUUGAACUAUUACAGCUGCGCACUGGUAGGCGACAUCUUGCUGCAGGGCCAUCUCUAUAUCACGCCGAACUAUUUCGCGUUCUACAGCAAUGUGUUCGGUUACGUGACGAAGCUGCUGAUACCGACCGUGACAGUGCUGAAGAUCAGCAAGGAGAAGACCGCCCGUAUCAUUCCGAAUGCGGUUGCGAUUGCCACCGAGGAGGAGAGGCACGUUUUCGGUUCCCUUCUGUCGAGGGACUCGACCUUCAAGCUGAUGAAACAGGUUUGGGACGCUGCCAUGGAGCCCCAGCCGCAGAUUCUACCGCUCACCACCAACGAGCAAAAGCUCCUCGCCCCGGACACGCCGGUGGUCGACGACUCCGAGGUGAACCCGGAGGAGGACGACUCGAGCAUGUCCGAGAGCGGGACGGACCUGAAUUCGAGACCGUCGACCGUCUGUACCGACAUAGACGGUAUUUCGCCGCCCAUCAUCAGGCCCAGUCUGCCACCGGUCAUAAAGUUGGAACCACCGCCGGUACCAAUGCUCCCAACUACACCCAACAGACCUAAAGUUCUUUUGUCCUCGUUUGUGGGCGGACUGAAAACUAGCACAGUGAUAACGAUUCUAAUAGCUCUAUUAGCAGCUCUCUAUGUGUCGGCGGCUCUGAUGAUGAUUCGCAUCGACAGGCUACACACAGCCUAUCUAAACCAUCCCUUCGUCUCGCCGGAACGUUUCACGCAGGAUCGGCUGUUGCACUACCUGAACACAAAUCUCGAUCAAAUAAUAAAGGUGAGACAAAGUUUGCAGACGUUGUCACAGCAGUUCGUGUCAAUGAGCCACAGCAGCGAAACGGACCCGUCCUUAUCCGGCGGCGCGAUGGAACCGGAAAACGCUCCGAGUUAGCCCCCAACAAGGCUGAAUAAUUUAACGCAACCAAAUAAUACGAGUCCCCGUCGCCUCGCUAGCGUAUGAAGCGUCUUUCGUAUUAAUACGUCGUUGUAUUCGUCGUCGGCGUCGAUUAUUCCCACACCCUAUACAACCGACUGAUUGACGGAGUCGCUUCGACGGCCCUUGACAAAAAACAAAAAUCAGAUAGGCAUUACCAUUCGUUAGCGUUAUCUAGACUUUCGCGCGGCGCUGAGGAUAGAAUGGAAGUUGUGCUGUAAAACGUCGAAACGAUGCAACAAAGAAGAAAAGAAAACAGACGAACAAGUAUAAAUAAUUCGAGAAAGACGAGCAAGGAACGUUUGUAAAAAGAACUUCCUAGAUCGCGCAUGCGUCACUCAAUUCGACUUUUAGUCACGCUUGCUGGUGAUAAUGAAGAAAACAAAAAGAAAAGAAAAUAAGCAAAAAAAAAAAAGAGAAUAGAUGCUUUGAAAGCGGCGAAAGAUCAAAAUGAUACAAUAUGUAAACGGAAUUAUUUCUAUGUGAACGUCGAUCGCGUCGUGAAACAAUUGUUACCGCGUUUGACGUGAAAUUCGGUCAGUGCAAAAUUAAUUCGAGCGCGUAUGGCUAGCGAAGGGAUUUUCGUUUUUUUUUUUCUUUUGUUUGACUAGUCACGUAUACAAAUAUAUAUCUAUAUAUAUAUGC
Dufourea novaeangliae is the source of this 2612-nucleotide messenger RNA. Its product is annotated as GRAM domain-containing protein 3-like. Gene Ontology annotation, biological process: intracellular sterol transport. Gene Ontology annotation, cellular component: endoplasmic reticulum-plasma membrane contact site; plasma membrane; endoplasmic reticulum membrane. Gene Ontology annotation, molecular function: sterol transfer activity; sterol binding. The coding region runs from base 165 to 1925 and encodes 586 amino acids. The record is from RefSeq and is a predicted model, not a curated record. The transcript is spliced from 8 exons. Lineage: Eukaryota; Metazoa; Arthropoda; Insecta; Hymenoptera; Halictidae.